Messenger RNA from Nerophis lumbriciformis (worm pipefish), 2022 nucleotides. The record is from RefSeq and is a predicted model, not a curated record. NCBI's taxonomy places the organism in Eukaryota, Metazoa, Chordata, Actinopteri, Syngnathiformes, Syngnathidae.
AUGUCCAAAGACAAGAGCGACACGAUCAUGGAGGCGGACAACAAGGUGCUUUGGUACCCGGACUCCAAGAGGGACACGCGGAUGGACCAAUUUAGGCGACAGGUGAACCGGGACCAUGGACUCAAACUGGUAAACUAUGGGGACUUGUACCAGUGGUCAGUGGAUUGCUAUGCCGAAUUCUGGUCACGGGUGUGGAGCUUCUGCGACGUGGUCAGCUCCAAACCAUACCACAAGGUGGUGGACUUGUCCAAGCGCAUUUCGGAUGUUCCCGAGUGGUUUUCAGGAGCUCGCCUAAACUACGCUGAGAACUUGCUCAAACACCCUGAGCAGGACAAAGUUGCUCUUUAUGCCGCAACCGAGAAUAAUGAGGACAUCGUAAAAGUGACCUUUCGGGAACUGAGGUGCGAUGUGGCGUUGUUCGCAGCAGCCAUGAGGAAGAUGGGUGUCCAGACUGGGGACAGAGUUGUGGGCUACCUGCCCAAUGGCAUCCAUGCAGUGGAAGCCAUGUUAGCAGCAGCAAGCAUUGGAGCCAUUUGGAGUUCCACAUCUGUCGAUUUUGGGGUCAACGGUGUUCUGGACCGGUUCUCGCAAAUCCAGCCUAAAUUGCUGCUGUCCGUUGCUGCUGUGGUAUACAACGGGAAAACGCACGACCACAUGGAGAAACUCACCUGUGUCGUCAAAGGUCUUCCUGAUCUGCAAAAGGUAGUGGUUAUUCCUUACGCUCGAGACAAACAACACGUUGACCUCUCCAAGAUCCCCAACAGUUUGUUCAUCGACGAUUUCCUGGCAUUUGGUCGCGGUGACAGUGAUCAGCUACCCCAGCUAGAGUUUGAGCAGCUGCCAUUUAGCCAUCCGCUUUUCAUCAUGUACUCCUCGGGAACCACAGGAGCACCCAAGUGUAUGGUCCACUCGGCAGGGGGCACCCUCAUCCAGCACCUUAAAGAACACAUUCUCCACGGCAACAUGAGCAGCAGUGAUGUCAUCAUUUAUUACACUACCACGGGCUGGAUGAUGUGGAACUGGCUGGUGACAUCUCUGGCUGUAGGGGCUUCGGUGGUCCUGUACGAUGGCUCACCACUCAUGCCGUCACCGGACGUCCUCUGGAACCUCACCGAAACUCUGGGCAUCAGCAUCUUUGGCACUGGAGCAAAGUGGCUGUCCGUGCUGCAGGAGAGGAACCUUAAACCUGCUGAAACCCACAACCUUCAGUCUCUGCACACGAUCCUGUCCACUGGCUCUCCUCUCAAGCCUCAAAGCUACGACUACGUCUAUCGCUGCAUCAAGAGCGAUGUGCUGCUGGGCUCCAUCUCCGGCGGCACAGACAUUGUGUCAUGUUUCAUGGGCCAGAACCCAACAGUUCCGGUGUAUCGGGGUGAAAUCCAGACAAGAAAUCUGGGCAUGGCUGUGGAAGCGUGGAACUUUGAAGGUAAGCCUGUUUGGGGAGAAAGUGGUGAGCUGGUGUGUUUGAAACCCAUCCCAUGCCAGCCCACGCAUUUCUGGAACGAUGACAAUAGCAGCAAGUACCACAAAGCCUACUUUUCCACAUUCCCAGGCGUCUGGGCCCACGGCGAUUACUGCAAAAUCAAUCCCAAGACUGGCGGCAUCGUCAUGCUUGGCAGGAGUGAUGGAACGUUGAACCCAAAUGGUGUCCGAUUUGGCAGUUCUGAGAUCUACAACAUUGUGGAGGCCUUCGAGGAGGUUUCGGAUAGCCUGUGCGUGCCGCAGUACAAUUCCGACGGCGAGGAGAGGGUGAUCCUUUUCCUUAAGAUGGUGCCCGGGAAAGCGUUCAGCACCGAGCUGGUGGCCCGAGUGAAGGCAGCAAUUCGGAAAGCGCUGUCCGCCCGCCAUGUGCCCGCCCUCCUUUUGGAGACCGCAGACAUUCCUUACACCCUGAGCGGGAAAAAGGUGGAAGUGGCGGUGAAGCAGGUCCUGGCAGGCCGCGAGGUGUCUCAGCGGGGGGCUUUCUCCAACCCCGAUUCUCUGGAUCUCUACAAGAACAUUCCAGAACUGCAGAAUUUCUGA